AUGGCAGCAAAGCUCUUGCAUUCUUUAGCAGAUGACAACCCAGAUUUACAAAAGCAGAUAGGAUGCAUGACUGGGAUUUUCCAACUUUUUGAUCGUCACCACAUUAUUUCUUCUCCCUGCAUUACCCAGAAGAGGCUUCCUCCAGGUAAUUCCCACUUCAAUUAUGACAGCCUGGAAAGAGAUUCUAAAAGCAUACACCAGGAACAAUCAACAGCAGAUAUGAGGGGCACGAGUGAUAAGCUCAAAAUUUCGACAGAAUCAUCAAGAACUUCAUUCUCUUCUUCUUGUUCAUUAUCAAUGUCCUCUUUGGACUACAAAGCUCAAGCAGAUGCUCCCCUUGAAAGGAUUGGUUUUCCUGAAAAUCCUAUGAGGGGCCCAGUUGUGUACCAAACAUGUACCUCUCCCCAUUUAGGAUGUCCCUCCCUUGACCUGAGGGAUGUGGUGAAGGACUCUAUAUAUAGGGAAGCCAGAGGACUGUCCAAAGAAAGGGAUUCCCCAAGACAUUCUCAGCUGUCCAAAUCUGUUGAUAGAAAGCAAACUCCUAUUGAUCUAAAGGAGUCCUUGCGAGUCCUUGCUAAACUUAGAGAAGCACCUCGGCAUUAUGUUGAAGCUAAAGAACUUCCAAGAUUAUCAAAUGAAGCAAAAGAUGGACAUUGGCAUUCCAUCUCAAAGGAUCCUCCUCGGUUUUCUUAUGAUGGAAGAGAAACAAGUGAGAUGUCUUUGGAAUCACAUGAUACUUUGAAAUGCCCACCAAAGCUAAAAGAGCUUCCUAGACUUUCAUUGGACAGUAGGGAAGGUUCAUGGCGCACACACGGCUCUGAUUCAAAACCCGGUAACCUUUCAAGUACAAGUGGUGCCUCCACCUCAGUUGACAACGUUUCUAGUCUACAUCAGCCUUCAGAAAACCAGAGACGACCACCUAGUAUUGUAGCAAAAUUAAUGGGCUUGGAAGCAUUGCCAGAAUCCUAUACGGCUUGUAAUAACAAGUCAAGUUUGAGUGCAGCUGGCUCAACUCAAAGCAAUGAUCAGUUUUGGAAAAACGGAUCUAUUAGACCACUUCGAGUUUCGACUUUCCCUGAAAUCUCGUUGGCAGAGAAAGAGAUGACACCCCCACGGUGGAAGAACCCUGAUUUGGUUGUGAAACCAAUCUUGAGCACAAAGUUUCCCAUUGAACCUGCACCAUGGAAGCCGCAGGAUGGAAACCAAAGCUCUGAGAAACUAACUUCCAAGGCCAUAAAACCUACAGCAAGAACACCAGAAUCAUUUCCUUCAGUUUAUACUGAGAUUGAGAAGAGAUUGAAGGAUCUUGAGUUUAAACAAUCUGGAAGGGAUCUCAGAGCACUCAAACGGAUACUGGAAGCAAUGCAAGUAAAAGGUCUGUUAGAGACCAGAGAAGAAGACCAAGCUUCAAAUGUUGUUGGAAAUGAAGGAGACAGUGAACUAAAACCAACCUUAAUUCAUCAUUCUAUGUCUAUGAGGCAGCAAACAGCCUGGGAAUCUGAUUCUGCAAUGACUAUAGAGUCACCAAUAGUAAUCAUGAAACCAGCAAAACUUGUUGAGAAAACCAGAAUUUCUGCUUCUUCAGUCUUUCCAAUUGAUGAACUUUCUGAUUCCAAUAAACUUCAGAAUAAUGGUGUACAUGUACAUGAUAAAAAGGGGACAGCUUCCAGUCAAAUAGCAAAAGAUCAGUCUGUCAGAAGCAGUUACAAGGAUGCUUCUACCAGUUAUAGAGAAAAGAAAGCAAAUAGUAUCAAGACUAUAAAAUCAGCACAAUCCCAACCAAAGUCUACUCUAUUUACAAAAGAAAAUAGCCCAAGCUCAGUAAAGAAUUCAGGAUCUGUUAGCCCAAGAAUGCAACAGAAGAAGUUAGAAUCGGAGAAGCAAUCUCGCCUUCGUACCCCACCAUCAGAUUCGAGUAAUCCGAGAAGGCAACCCUGUAAGCAGACAACUGACUCAGAUUCUCCCAGUCGAAAACUGAGACUUAAAGUCCCUAAUUCACAGUAUAGUGAUGACAGAUUAAGUGAGACUAGCAAUGAAUGGAGAAGUUUAAGUAGCCAGUGGGAUGAAGUAUCUCUGCAAUCAGACAGUAACACUUUCGACUCAAAGAUGGAUAUUGAAGUUACCAGCAGUUUACAAUCUGUUGAAAUUAUUGAUAUCCAAAGCCCAUCUUGGAAGGCUACUGAGCAUUUGGUUUCAGGAUCAACGCAUAAGAAAUCAAUGCUGAGGUGGAACGAGGAUGAGUCAAUUACAAAACUUGCAACACAUCCCUCAUAUGAUCUUGUCGAUGUCUCAGUAUACAAAUUCGAUAUGUCAUCCCCAGCAAAGAGCAUAUCCAAUAUUCGUCAAGCUGACGGUGGUCAAGAAUCUAAAGAAAAUUAUCAUACAGAUCAUUGGAGCCCUGUAGAUGGCCUCUUCGUUAACAACCCAAGAUAUAGAGAGAUUAACCACAGGAAAUUGCAAAGCAUAGGUCGCCUGAUUCAAAAGCUUAGACAACUAAACUCAAGUCAUGAUGAAACUAGAAUCGAUUACAUAGCUUCCCUUUGUGAAAAUACAAAUUCAGACCACAGAUACAUUGCUGAAAUACUGUUGGCUUCAGGGCUACUACUGAGAGCUUUGAGUUCUGAGUUGUUGACAUUUCAACAUCACUCAUCAGGUCAUCCCAUUAACCCUGAGUUAUUCCUUGUGUUGGAGCAGACCAAGUUAAGUAGUUUGGUUUCCAAAGAAGAAAGCAGCUUUGGAAAAGUUGCUUACAUGAAGCUAAAUAUAGAGAAGUGGCAUAGGAAACUCAUCUUUGAUACUGUGAAUGAGAUUCUUGGUACAAAGCUAGGCUCUUCUCUUGAGCCAUGGUUGAAGCCUAAUGGACUUCCAAUGAAAUUCGUCACUGCACAAAAGCUUCUUAAAGAACUUUGCUUUGAGAUACAAGAACUUCAAUAUGUGAAGCCAGAUUGCGGUAUAAAAGAUGAAGGGGAUGGUCUGAAAAGCAUGCUAUGGGCAGAUGUGAUGUGCCACUCAGAAAACUGGAGAGGUUUCCCUGGUCAAUUACCUGGGGUUGUGUUGGAUGUUGAGAGACAGAUAUUUAAGGACUUACUUGAUGAGUUUGUGAUUGGUGAAGUGGCUAGUUUGCGAGUGUAG
Sphenostylis stenocarpa is the source of this 3132-nucleotide messenger RNA. NCBI's taxonomy places the organism in Eukaryota, Viridiplantae, Streptophyta, Magnoliopsida, Fabales, Fabaceae. The record is from the annotation of a GenBank genome assembly.